AUGGCCACCUUGGAAGAUUCGCUGGCAGACUCGCAGGGGCUACUGGUUGCGAUCAUCGUCUGCCUGGUGGCUGUGGCUCUCAGCUGGCAAACUCUCCGUUUUUUGCUUUCGUCGCCGCCACCCAAGCCCAGGAGCCUCACUUUUCGUGUCGACGACGUCCCAAUUGAUCAUGUCCAUGACUUCGGUCGUAGACUGCAAUCUAUCGCGGAGCAAGACCCGGUCCUGCGCGGCGUUGCCUCUGCUAUUGUUCUUCGAUCUUUAGCACCAAGGGACAAGGUCACCAGCUGCGCUACCGUCUCUGUCGUGACGCAUCUAUCUGGAGAUAGUUUAUGUGUGCGACUCCAUCACGCUGGAAGAGGUCACCCUUAUACCUACAGCUGCAAUUUUGAGGGCAUAACGCCGCUCUAUGUGGCAGAGGGUGGCGCGGAUAUCGAUAUCAUCGCAGUGCCGGGCCUCAGAAGCCAUGCUCUCGGCUCUUGGAAGUCUCCCAACGGUGAUCAAGUCUGGUUACGAGAUUUCCUGCCCAGGGAAAUCCCCGCCAUCCGAGUAUUCCUUUACGGUUAUGACACUGUCCUUCCCGGCAGUCUUUCAAAGCAGUCUAUCAAGGAUUUAGGGAGUAUACUCCUUGAACGUAUAACCGCUUUCCGAGCAGGAGAUGACACAAGCCGUCGUCCGAUCAUCUUCGUUGGCCAUAGUCUCGGUGGCUUACUGAUCAAAGAAGCCCUUUUACAAGCUCGUAGACGCCAUAGUGAAACAAAAUCUGAUUUUUCCAAGGCCACUUUUGGACUUCUUUUCUUUGGAGUUCCGAAUCUUGGCUUGCGGAACGAGCAGUUGAGAACGCUCGUACGAGGCCAGCCGAACGAAAGUUUGAUCAACGACCUACUAGUCGAUAACGACUCGGAGCCCCCGAACUGUCUCAAGACUCUUUCGGACCAGUUUUCUGAGACAUGCCGGGACUACUACCAGGUGGUGUCAUUUUUUGAGCGCUCACUCAGCCCAACUAUAGAAGUAAGAAGCGGCCGCUCUUCUUUACUAGUUACAGGUGACUCUGCUACCAGUACAGGCCUAGUUGCUGCAGCUGAUGAGGAUAACAUCCCCCUUAACACGGAUCACUCAGGACUCGUCAAGUUUGAUAACAAGAUUCAAGGCGAUUAUCCUAUCGUGAGGGAAAGAAUCAAAAAGCUUUGUAAGGAAGCAAAGAUUGAAGUAGCUAGGCGAUUUUCUAAGCAUGACCUCCACCGGCCACAUUCUGCCGAUUCAGAAGCUUGUAUGAAGUCGCUGGCCUUUCGGGACAUGAACAGCCGGCAGAAUAACAUCGAAACAAGCGUUGCAGGCACAUGUGAUUGGAUCUUCUCGCACCAAUCCUUCCUACAGUGGACCGAGCAAAAGCAAGGGUUACUCUGGAUCAUGGGGAAACCUGGAUCUGGCAAAUCAACAAUACUGAAGCAUACCCUUCAGAAAGUGCCAUAUUUGUAUGGAUCGGACACCAUCGUCCUUUCUUUCUUCUUCCACGGCCGCGGCAAUGAACUGCAGAGGACUCAGCUGGGCCUCUUCAGAUCUCUCCUACACCAGAUGCUUCGGCAGAUCCCUGGCGCGCUCUCUGACCUAGUCGAUGAGUAUCGACGCAAAACAAACACAGAGGGAAAACAUGGACAAGAAUGGGACUGGGAUCUACUACCGCUAAGGGGAUUUCUCGAGUCAGCACUGCCAAGGGUUCUGAAACAGUUUCCAGUCAUCAUCUUCAUUGACGCACUCGACGAAUGCGGAGAGGAGUCUGCUGUGCAACUUAUACAGUACCUCAAAACCCUACUAGCCACCUUCGCGCCAACAGACUAUCGACUUAGAUUCUGCUUCGCUUGUCGUUACUACCCUAACCUUAAUUCAAAAGAUGGAUUGAAUAUACUGCUCGACACAGAAAACCAGGCGGACGUCACUACAUACGUACAAACCAAGUUCAGUGACGAUCCAGACGUACAAAUCGAAGAUAUCAUAGCUAGAAAUGCACAUGGUGUUUUCAUAUGGGCACAAUUCGUUGUGGAGCGUGUCUUGAAACUGAAACGCCGGGGGGAACCCAGGGGUAAGAUAAUGGCCGAUGUCAUGAAGACGCCAGAGGAUUUGGAGGAUUUUUAUCACCGACUUAUCGAAAAGGCGCAGCAUCACACAGGCACAUUAAGGCUUGCACAGUGGAUCUGUUUCUCAACAAGACCCCUGACGACGCACGAGCUAUCAUGGGCCAUGGCCUAUCAAUCCGACUGCACGUUUCGUUCGAUCGAGGAAUGGCGGAACUCCGAGAAUUUCAUCACAGCAAACGAUAUGGACACAAGACUCAAAUUCCUCAGCUGCGGCCUCGCCGAGACCGUGGGACCAUGGCAUCAAAGAACUGUUCAAUUCAUUCAUCAGUCUGUCAAGGACUACUUCAUCAAGCGUGGAUUGUCUUUCCUACAUGUCAAGUUGGAAACAGCCAGUUUGGUGGCACCUACUGCCAAUCUUUUGCUAGCAUGGUCUUGUACCUGCUACCUGAAGCUUGUCUUCUCUUCUUCAAAACAAGAUUAUUGGAAGGUCCAGCGGGAGAGGGGCCUUCUCGGGUUUUUGAACUAUGCCGCGAUCUCGUGGAUUGAUCAUAUGAAACUCGGAGAAUCAGUUGAACAAUCUCCAAAGAAGUUUCUGGGCCUGCUCGAAUGGCCUGGAGGCUCUCUCAUACGCUCAUGGGCAACACUCUAUGGUGAUCUCACUUCUGAGUAUGUGUCGCCCGAAAGUACCAUUUUGUAUAUCCUAGCGAGAUACGGUUUGGUAAAAUUACUCUCAUGUCUGUUGCUCCUCUAUGCUGACAAAGUUGACAUCAACUCAAAGGACGUCAACGACCGAACCCCAUUCUCGUGGGCAGCUGCUAAUGGCCACGAGGCCGUCAUUGCGAUACUCCUCAGCACAGGCAAAGUUGAAGUC
This is a messenger RNA of Colletotrichum navitas, 2943 nucleotides long. RefSeq names its product ankyrin repeat-containing protein. The annotation marks the transcript as partial. Lineage: Eukaryota; Fungi; Ascomycota; Sordariomycetes; Glomerellales; Glomerellaceae. The record is from RefSeq and is a predicted model, not a curated record. The transcript is spliced from 7 exons.